Molecule: messenger RNA, 1497 nt
Organism: Soboliphyme baturini
Lineage: Eukaryota; Metazoa; Nematoda; Enoplea; Dioctophymatida; Soboliphymatidae
Source: the annotation of a GenBank genome assembly
CUGUUAAACAGUAAUAAACUGAAACUGCUGUCGCACAAUGCAUGCAGUCCGAGAGAGUAUGACAGUGGAUACAUCGUUUGUGUUUGUAAUGCCUCCUACUGUGACGACAUUUUGCCGUCAAGUUUCACAGCGAAGAAUCAAGUGUUUAUGUACACUUCGAGUAGAAGCGGCAAACGUAUGGAAAGAAAGGAACUGGCCUGGACAAAAAAUUCGAAGCUUGCUAUGGUCAAUCACGCUUCAGCAUAUAUGAUAAAAAUUGACCCGCACAUUCGUCGCCAGACGAUGUACGGUUUUGGCGGUGCAUUUACCGACUCAACUGGAUUCAACAUUGCGUCGCUGUCCAGUGCUACUCAGAAACAUUUGAUGGAAUCAUAUUUCGGACCAGGAGGCAUCGAGUACAAUCUGGGUCGAGUGCCCAUGGCCAGUUGUGACUUUUCGUGGCGAGUUUACUCUUACGAUGAUACUGCGAACGACUUCAGCUUGGACUUCUUUUCUUUGACCGAGGAAGAUUUUCUCUACAAAGUCCCUUAUAUAAAUUGGGCUCGAAAAUUAGCCCGUCUUCCAUUGAGGCUGAUUGCUUCGCCGUGGUCUGCCCCCGCUUGGAUGAAAACCAAUGGAAAGAUGAAUGGAAACGGUACAAUGAUCGGCAAUCCAGGUUCAAAGUAUUAUAAUACAUGGGCGGACUAUUUUGUUAGAUUCUUGACUGAAUAUAAAAAGUUGAACAUUACAUUUUGGGCUGUUACGGCACAGAACGAGCCAUCAACCGGCUUCAUUUACAAUUACAGCUUCCAGACAAUGGGAUUCACUGCUGAAAUGCAGAGGGAUUUUGUAAAAUACGACCUUGGCCCAGCGCUUAAUCUCGGUGGCUACCAGGAUGUACACCUGAUGGUUUUGGAUGACCAACGGCUACUGCUGCCAAAAUGGGCAAAAACGGUGCUCCUUGAUGUCGCUGCCAGAAAGUUCGUCUCGUUUAUCGCCGUCCAUUGGUAUGCGGACAUGAUAACACCCGUAGGAGUGCUGGAAGCGACACAUGAUCUUUUUCCGAACGUGCCAAUUAUUGGAUCUGAAGCGUCGCAGGGAUUUGCGUUCUGGGAACGGCGAGGACCAGUUCUUGGAAGUUGGCAUCGUGCCGAGAAAUAUGCUCAUUUUAUAAUCAGUGAUUUGAACCAUUGGGUUUCAGGUUGGGUUGAAUGGAACUUGAUUUUGGAUUGGCAGGGCGGUCCAAACUGGGCCAAAAACUAUCUCGAUAGUCCGGUAAUUAAAACGGGUACCGACGAGUUCGUGAAGCAACCGAUGUUUUACGCGAUCGGUCACUUCAGCAAAUUCAUUACCCCUGGUGCAGUUAAUAUUCACCUUAAAAUUAUGCCUUCCGACCUUGCUUUGGAGGGCACUUCAUUCAUCAGAACAGAUGUGAUAGUUACGAAUCCAGUGACUGACGCUGCCUUAAACGUUACCCUUCCGUGGAUGAGUAUCAAUACGUUGCUUUGGCGGAGCUAA